CCACUCGCACACUUGUCAAUUUGUUUUCCCUUUCGUGUUUAUUUGUUUACCAGUUUUCUUUUGCUCUCGUCUUUCGAUCUGUGUGUCGCGUGCCAAUUUCCACAUUUUCCACUCUUCAUGUUUUGACUUGGUUUUCCACAAAAACCUGAUUUUGAAUCUCGUGACAAGUUUUUUUACCCGGAAAAAUGCUAAACCAAUUUUACUGUUUGUUUUUGUUGCUCCUCCUGCCCUUUUUGAAGGGCAUGGUGUGGGCGGAGGAGGGGGAGUGCCGCCGCCUCAAUCGCGCAGAUAUUGAGAACAGACUGUCCACGAAGACGCCUUACAGGGCGAUCGCCAAUUACAACGAAACGCCACCUCAAUACGCCGGCUGCCACCCGACGCGAAUCUGGUCCAUAAUCCGCCACGGAACUCGAAAUCCCAGCGAAUCCGUAAUUCUCAAGGCACAAAAUCGCCUCUCCGAGAUAAAGAAACUCAUUCUGGAUCAGCCAAAGCCGCCGAUCUGCUCUGCUGAACUGAAAAAGCUGCGCCAUUGGAGCUGGAAUCACCUGAAUGCCACCGAAGAUGAGAAAUUACUGGUGGCUGAGGGCGAGGAUGAGCUGAUCGAACUGGCGGAGCGGAUGCAGCAUCGAUUUCCGGACCUACUUCCGGAACUGUACAGCCCGGAGUGGUACUACUUCAAGUAUACGGCCACGCAGAGGACACUAAAAAGUGCCGAGAGCUUCGCCACGGGUUUAUUUGGCCGCCAUCGCAUCCAUUCUGUUCGUUAUCCACCGCCCUUGCACGAGGAUCCUGUUUUACGGUUCUAUAAGGGCUGUGGAAAGUGGAAAACAGACGUCGAUAAGAAUCCCGAAACCUUGGUCAACGCACGCAGGUUCCUCGCGGAGCCGCAGAUGCAGUCAGCAGUGGAGCAGGUGCGGAGCAGCACCCGGCUGCCGGAUCUCCAGCCGGAGGACGUGCAGCUCAUGUACACAGUGUGCGCUUUCGAGACGGCCUGGCAUCGCCCGCGUCGUGGUUCUGGUUCCCGCUCCCCAACCGAUUCCGUGUGGUGCAAUUUCUUCGAUGUGGCCGCCUUGGAGGCGCUGGAGUUCUUCGAGGAUCUGGAGUACUAUUGGAACGAUGGCUACGGCUACGAACUGACCCAUCGCAUUGCCUGUCCGGCAAUCGCAGAUAUGUUUGCGGCCAUUGGUUCCCCGGAAAAGGAGGAGCGGCGGGCCAACGCCACGUUGUACUUUACGCACUCGGGAACGCUAUUGAAGUUGCUGGCCCACCUGGGAUUGGCCCGGGACAAGAAGCCGCUGACGCACAAGCACUUUGCCAGCGAGCGUCGUUGGCGCACGAGCCAGAUCGACGCGUUCGCGACCAACUUGGCCUUCCUCCGCUACGAAUGCGACAAGGAGGAGCCGCAGGUCCUGGUGCUGCACCAGGAGCGAGUGGUGCGCCUGCCGAAGUGCCCGCAGGACAAGGACCUCUGUCCGCUGGCCACGCUGCGUCGAAGUUUCGCCAAGAGCGUGGACCAUUGUGACGUCGAGGAGCUGUGCCGGGUGAAGGCCAACUGAGAAGCGGAAUAGGAAUCGGAAUUGUUAUGGAUGGAUGCCGGAGCUGCUGCUGCUAGACUGCUGUUUUGUUGCUCUGCUCCUCUGCCACUGCGAGACCUCGUGAAAGGGAUUCAUCGGAAUGUUUAGGAUACACUGGAAAAAACGUUAUAGAUAAGAAUGGAAUAGAUGCGAAGGGGCUGGAAUUUAGCGAUGAUCCCAGCCAGGACUAGUUUUGUAAGAGCGAGAAAAGAGAGAGACCGGAGAGAGAUAUGUGUUGACCAAGUGGCGAGUGGAAAUCUGUGUGUUUUGUAUGCCUUAUUAAUCAAUGUGGACCAUCCGAUCCAGAACAAGCGAACUUCGAACAGGAGUGCAGGAGAGAGAGCGGGAUGGAGAACGGAAGAAGGAAGACAGAAGAUAGAAAGAGAGAGGAAGAGGCGAGCCCGUGUCAUGCUUUAUAUAUACUUUAGUCUAUAUAUUCCGGAUGUCUCCCCAACUGCUCUAAAAGAUUUACCAGAAUUAUCUUGAUUUACUUUUUUUUUUGUUAUUCAGUUAAUCAUACUAUACCCUUAACCUAUUCCUUAUCCUAAAUUCAAAAGCCAAACGGCAACGCAUAGUGUACAUAUAUAAAUAUGAUGAUGUAAUAUUAAUAUGAUGUCUAAUAUUAAUUAACUAUAUAUAAAACGAAACACACAUAGUUAUAUGCCUCUAUUCAAAUCGAUCCUUUGCCCCCCCAAAAAGAAAGAAAAGAAAACGUUCGUUGUGCUAACUUGUGUUAUAUACCUAUAAAUAAAACCGGAAAUAUAUAUUUGAUAAGGAGUGGAUAUGGAACAAAUGUUGGGUUCCUAUAUCAAUUGUUUAGCGGAAAGAGAGAGGCCCACACACUUUGUACAUAGCUCUUACGACUUUAAUCACUUUUGUCUAAUUAUGUUUGUCCUAUCGAAAGCCCAACAACAACAACAACAACAACCGCUGUAACAACAAAUAAAACUAACGACAAUUCUAGUUUAAAGCUUAACUCGCUUGGACUUUUCAAUUUGUUUAAGCUAAAAAUAAAGAGAAACGAAAAAUCAAUGAA
Molecule: messenger RNA, 2610 nt
Organism: Drosophila rhopaloa
Lineage: Eukaryota; Metazoa; Arthropoda; Insecta; Diptera; Drosophilidae
Gene: Mipp2
Product: multiple inositol polyphosphate phosphatase 1
Exons: 5
Coding region: 186-1556 (456 amino acids)
Molecular function (GO): inositol phosphate phosphatase activity; acid phosphatase activity
Source: RefSeq, a predicted model, not a curated record